AUGACUGCCAAGGGGAACAUCACAAAAUAUGCCCUCGUGUCUGACGAUUCGGAAUCGCACAGGCUGAACAAGCAACACGAAACAGCUAAGAGUAUCCUUCACGGGCGAUUGCUCCCCGAUGGUCUGGAUUUGCAGGAUGGCGAUCUUGUGUUGGAUUCGGGCACAGGCACAGGCAUCUGGGCAAUCGACGUUGCAUCUGAUCUGCCGAAGAGUGUCCAAAUACAUGGCAUCGACAUCACCCCACGCCUCUUCCCCGCUUCUCCUCCGUCAAACAUACAGUUCUCCGUGGAGAACAUCUUGACGCUUCCUGAAUCAUACCAUGGAAAGUAUGCCUUGGUUCAUCAGCGCUUUCUUACGGCGGCGUUUGGGGGAGAAGAGUGGAAGACCUGCAUCAAGAAUGUCUAUGCAGCUCUCCGACCAGGCGGCUGUUUGAAAUUGGAAGAGAUCCAUGGCUACCUCCACCCUGAUACAUUGCCCUGUAUGCCUCAGGUGCAGGCGUUCACCAAGCACCUCGAAAAGCUAAGGGGGAUCGACUUCCAGGCUGUCCCGAAGAUCCACGUUUGGCUAUUGGAGGAAGGAUUUGAGAGUGUGGUGAUCGAGCCGAAGAGGUGGUUCUAUGGCCCCGGGAAACCCCAUGAGCAUGUCCGGGAUAACCUGCUGGUUGCAUGGGGAGCUGUGAGGCGGGCCACAAAGCAAGCUGCGACGGACUGGGGAAUGACGGACGAGGAGUGGGACGAGUUUAUUGCUCAUGUCGACAGAGAUCUCAAAGAGAACGAGUCGUAUUCAAUAGUAUACAGCUUCACUGCACGGAAGCCUCCCAUUUAG
Molecule: messenger RNA, 825 nt
Organism: Dacryopinax primogenitus
Lineage: Eukaryota; Fungi; Basidiomycota; Dacrymycetes; Dacrymycetales; Dacrymycetaceae
Product: S-adenosyl-L-methionine-dependent methyltransferase
Exons: 4
Coding region: 1-825 (274 amino acids)
Source: RefSeq, a predicted model, not a curated record